UCCAAACAAUCUCCAUUCAUUCGACUUCGCCAUUAUCUGUACGAGUUCGGCAUCGUGGUCGCCCCGGCUGGGAUUCCUCCUCCACGUAGGUCUCCUCUUCACGUCACACAACGCCGGAGGUCUGUCGCGCAGCCACCGCCGAAGGCCUGUCUCGCAGCAGCCGCCGCCUGAGACCUGUCGCGCAGCAGCCGCCGCCGGGGCCUGGGCGCUGCCAGGGGGACGAGGACUCCAUAGGUGAUCCGUGGGGGAUGGGUCCUGGGCUCUGUCAGGGGACGAGGACUCCAUAGGCGAUCUGCGGGGACGACAAGAAUUGUUCCGCUUUGCACGUGCUGCCAGUCUGCCUGUGCUACCAGAUUUCAACCUCGACAUCGACGCACAUCACCAAUUUGCUGCGCCUGUUGUUGUAUUAUGGGUACUCCGUAGAUAGAAAAGACAGAUAAUUUGAUAGUGAUGGACAAAUCUUGGAUCAAUGCAACACUAUUUAGCAAGCCACACCUAGAAGGAGUUAGUGAGUUCAUGAAGCUUGUAAUAGAGCGAUUUAAUGCGAAUGAAGAGAUACUUUGUCCAUGCCGCAAGUGUUUGAAUCGGCUUAGUGGACAUAGAGGACAGGUGGAGGACCACUUAUAUCUUCAUGGGAUAGCUAGUACAUACACUAGGUGGAUAUAUCAUGGAGAAGCCAUGGAUGACAUAAUUAAUGAAAAUGGUGAUUACGAGGAUGAACAUGUGAGUUUCAAUGAUGAUGCUGGUAUGAAUCAAGAUGAAGAAGAUCCUGAUGAUAGGAUUAAUGGUAUGGUAGAGGAGUUAUACACAGCCGAAGAUCAAGGUAAAAGGAAAUCUAUGUUUGGAGAUAUACUAGAGGAGAUGAAACAAGAACUUUAUCCUGGUGCAACUUAUACAAGAUUUUCGUUUGUGGUGAAGUUGCUUCAUAUUAAGUCGUUUUAUCGUAUCAGCAAUGUUGGCUUCACUGCAAUACUGAAGUUGUUGAAAUCGGGAUUUCCUAAUUGCUCCCUUCCUGCAUCUUUUGGAGAAGCAAAGAAACUUAUUCGUGCACUAGGACUUGGGUAUGUUUCAAUCCAUGUGUGCGUGAAUAACUGUGUUUUGUUUCGGAAGAACUAUGCAAAGCACGAUCAGUGUCCAAUUUGCGGCGAAUCAAGAUGGAAAGAUACAAAUAAACGGAUCCCUCAGAAGGUAUUGCGCCAUUUUCCAUUGAUCCCUAGGCUAAAGAGAAUGUUUGCUUCCAAAGAAAUAGCAAAACAGGCACAAUGGCAUAAGUUCAAGAAUAAACAUGUGGAGAAUGAGCUUAGUCAUCCAGCUGAUGGAGAGGCAUGGAAAGAUUUUGAUAGAAAAUAUGGUCGGUUUGCAGAAGAUGCAAGGAACAUUAGACUUGGGCUCGCUACUGAUGGUUUCAAUCCUUUUGGCAAAAUGAGCUCAUCAUACAGCAUGUGGCAAAUAUUUAUUAUACCAUACAACUUUCCUCCAUGGGAAUGUAUGGAACAAUCCAACUUCAUUAUGGGCCUACUCAUUCCUGGCCCAGAAUGCCCAGGAAAGGAUUUUGAUGUCUUUAUGGAACAACUCAUUGAAGAGUUAUUGGAGCUUUGGAAAGGUGUCACUACUUGGGAUGCAUUGAGUGGAAACAAUUUUGAACUACAUGCUGCAGUUAUAUGGUGCAUUCACGACUAUCCAGCUUUGAGCACAUUGUCAGGUCGGGUCACAAAAGGCUAUUACGCUUGUGUGCAUUGUGACAAAAAUCCUUGCUCCAAAAGAAUAAGGAACAAGAUAUGCUAUGUUUAUCAUCGACGUUUCCUUCCAAAAGAUCAUCUAUGGAGGAGAAAUAAAACUUUUGAUGGUCAUAGUGAACAACGUGAGAAGCCAGAGGAAUUUACCAUAGAUGAGUUGAUGCAACAAUUGGAGAGGGUAAAAGAUGUAAGACCAGGAAAACAUACUAAAAGCAAAAAGAGAAAGAGGGAAGUAGAAGGUCAAUGUUGGAAACGAAGAUCAUGUCUAUGGGAUUUGCCAUAUUGGUCAAGUUUGAAGUUGCGCCACAAUCUUGAUGUAAUGCACAUUGAAAAAAAUAUAUGUGAGUACUUUCUUGGUACAUUUCUUGGCAUUGUUGGAAAGACAAAGGACACCAUUAAUGCUAGGCUUGAUUUGGAGGACAUGGGCAUAAGGAGACAUUUACACUUAAAGCAUAAUGGUGACUCAUACAAUUUUCCUCAUGCACCAUACACAAUGAAUAAAACACAGAAGGUUGCUUUUUGUGACUUUUUGAGAAGUGUGAAAUUCCCCGAUGGCUAUGUUUCUAACUUAGCAACAUGUUUUAGUACUGAUGGAUGCAACCUCCAAGCAUUGAAAACUCAUGAUUGUCAUUUCCUUCUUCAAAGAAUUUUACCUGCUGCUAUUAGAGGAAUCAUGAGUAAGGACAUAUAUGAAGCACUUGCUGAAUUAGGUAUUUUCUUUCAGCACAUAUGUGCUAAGACAUUGAAGUUGGAUGUUUUACAAAGAAUGAAAGUUGAAAUCCCAAUCAUUUUGUGCAAGCUUGAGAAAAUAUUUCCUCCUUUCUUUGAUGUGAUGCUGCACUUGGCUAUUCAUUUACCUGACGAGGCAAUCCUAAGAGGACCAGUGCAAUAUGGGUGGAUGUAUCCAAUUGAAAGAAGGUUGUAUACAUUGAAACGUUUUGUAAGAAAUAUGGCUAGACCUGAAGGAUCCAUUGCAGAAGCAUAUGUUGCUAAUGAGUGCUUGACAGCUUGCUCGAGGUACUUCGAUGAUGUUGACACACGACACAAUCGAGAGGGUAGGAACAAAGAGCGUGUUGAUUUGAGCAGAGGCAAAUUUUAUGUUUUUCAGCAUGGAGUUGAACUUCUUGGAGUGCCAAGAAUUACAUACCUCUAAGAUUAUUAUGAUAAGAUGGUUUGGUAUGUCCUAAACAAUUGUUCGGAGGUCGAGCCAUAUAUAAAGUAUGCAUUUCCUUAUAUGUUUGCCAUUUUUAUAUGAAUUGUUAUUAUCGCCUCUAAUAUAUACCAUAUCACGAUGUAUAAGGAAGAGUUAGAGAAUGAAGGGAUUGUUAAUGUGGAAAAAACUAUUGAGAAGCACUUUUCCUCCUGGUUUAAGAAGCAUGUGAGUUUCAAGUUCAUAUCCUCAGCAUCAAUAAUUGACUUGUUUUCACCAUGGAUUUUUUUAUGUCUUCAGAUUGCAAGUUUGCGUUUUGUCGAUGGAGAAGACAUUGAUGAUGACCUAUAUGCAUUGGCAUGCGAACCUGAUUUGCGAGUUCGAAUUUUUUCUGCAUGUCUUGUUGAUGGUGUCCGGUACCACACCAUUGACCGUGAGAGAAAUAGAAGAACCCAAAAUAGUGGAGUCAUGGUUGAAGGCACUCAUAAUAAUGAAUGCAUUGAUUUUUAUGGCUGCUUAAAAGAAAUUAUCGAGUUGCAGUAUAACUCAGAUUUGAUGGAGCAUCGGACAAUUGUUCUUUUCCGGUGUGAUUGGUUUGACACUCAUAGCAAGAAAGUUAGUAUGAAAUAUGAUGGAUAUUUUAGAAGUAUAAACCAUAGUAGUUGUUGGUACAAAAAUGAUACUUUUAUUUUAGCAGCACAAGCAACUAAGGUAUUUUAUUUGCAAGACAUCAAGAAUUCUGGAAACUGGAAGAUUGUUCAAAAAUUUACACAUAGGCACUUGUGGAGUGUGGCUGAAAAUGACAUUGAUGAAAGACCUAGUUCCUCAGGACUAUCAUACCAAGAUGAUACAUGUGUUGGUUCUGAAGUGCAAGUUAAUGAAGGAGAUAUGGAGAUACCUGGACAUCAGGAUGCUGACGAAUCUGUUAAUGUCAAUGCAAGUGUGGUUGAUGAAUUUCGGGUGCAACGAGAAGAGGAAGUGGAAGAGUAUGAGACAAGCGACAAUGAAGAUGAAACUGGAUGGCAAUAUGCUAGUGACAACGAAGAAUCAAUAACUAUUGUCAAUGACGAUGAUGAUUUCAGUGAUAACGAGUAGCAUGUUUUUUGUUUGAUCUGAGAGAAGUGAACUCUAUGCUGUAUUUUGUUUGAUUUUUAAGAAGUGAACUAGCUACUGUUAUUUGAGAAAAGUGAACUGUAUGCUGUAAUUUGUUUGAUUUUUAAGAAGUGAACUCGCUACGGUUAUUUGAGAGGAGUGAACUUUAUGCAAUAAUUUGUUCGAGCUUUGAGAA
Zea mays is the source of this 4174-nucleotide messenger RNA. RefSeq lists its product as uncharacterized. The coding region runs from base 451 to 2889 and encodes 812 amino acids. Lineage: Eukaryota; Viridiplantae; Streptophyta; Magnoliopsida; Poales; Poaceae. The record is from RefSeq and is a predicted model, not a curated record. The transcript is spliced from 3 exons.